Messenger RNA from Actinia tenebrosa (Australian red waratah sea anemone), 1463 nucleotides. RefSeq lists its product as uncharacterized. Lineage: Eukaryota; Metazoa; Cnidaria; Anthozoa; Actiniaria; Actiniidae. The record is from RefSeq and is a predicted model, not a curated record.
UUGUGAAUUCCUUUGAAAAUUAAAAGCUGCGAGCAGUGUGUCUUUGGUCAUGAAGAGUUCGAUAGCAGAGGCUGAAAAUUCUUGUUUUUUUCACCCAGAAGAUCGUAAUGGAUGUCCUGGAUCAAUAUCUGAAAGUUUGUUAGACGUUGAUACGAAAAAAGAACUCCCAAAAGAGUUCGCAAACUAUUUGCGAUCGUUAUUUGACAUUCUAGAUCAAGAUCACUGUGGAUAUAUCAAGUUAACAGACAUCGAAAAUUAUUGGGAUGUUAAAGGACCGUCUUUUUCUGCUAUGAUUGACUACCUCAGACAGUGUUCACCAGAUAACGGACUCAUAAAUUUCGAUACACUUUGUACGGGUCUAAAGUUUGUUGUUCACACUCCAAAUAUUACCUCGCAUUCGAUUCAAAAGGAUCAUGAUUGGACUUCAGAUUCAAGUGAAGAUUCCUUUAGAUUACAUGAUUUUGAAACGAAGGAGCAGCUUUUAAGGAAAUUACAGCCAAAACUUGUGCCAGAAGAGCCGAAAGAUACUUCGUUGAUGGUAAAUGCGACGAAGACUACUCUUGCAAGCAACCAAACAGGAUCUACUUCCAAAGUUUAUUUCGUUGCAAAAGAGCUAAGUUCAAGUACAGCUCAACAUGAACAAGAUGGAUUAAGAGGUGGUGGUACUAACACAGUCUUAGCUAGGGAGAGGAUUGACAUGAAAAUUAGAUCAAAUCAGGUGGAAGAAGAGCUUCAAGUAUUAAAAGAGGGUUUGAAUGUCAUAGAGAAAGCAAGAAAAUGGUACUUCAAGAGAUUUACAGCUGUACAAGAAGAGAAUCUUCUUCUUCAACAGUCAGACAAGAAUUCAUUAGAACAAUUUCAGUAUGAAAUGCUGUUGCACAAAACGAGGAGGAAAGAACUGAAUCUUAAUGAGACUGUUUUCAAGUGUUACAAGAAAAACAUUCAAGAACUUAACAAAUACAUGAAAGAGCUUAUUGAAAACCCGCAUGAACUACUGAACAUUUCUAACUCGAUGGAUGAAUGUUCUAGCACAAGAGAGCAGCUACAACAGUUAAACCAUGACCUAUUGGAAAAGAACAGCAGAAUUGCGCAACUUGAGAAGGAAAAAUCAGUAUUAAUCAGAGACUUGUUCCAGGCAAAAGCUGCAGCUGGUCUUGGAAAUGUGAACAAGUAGUUACUUCCAAAGGGAUGCAUAAUAUCAUCAUGUAUCCAUUAAUAGGCAUUUUAUCCAAAUGUCGUUUUUUAUCUUACCGUGUGUAAGUAUUUAAUAAUAUGAUUAUAUAACAUGAUGUAAGCAGUGCUAAUGGUUGAUUUGAAGCUCACAAAUGAAUUAAAUUAUAUUUAUGUAAAUUAUAUUUUUAUAAUUCUGAGAAAUACUAGUAGACAAAGUAGAAAGAAACUAAUAUUGUUAGUUAUUUUUAUGCAGAUAAUACAUUUUGAAUUAAUAAAGAAGGUAAAACUUU